This is a messenger RNA of Cydia amplana, 4514 nucleotides long. RefSeq names its product chaoptin (gene chp). The transcript is spliced from 27 exons. The coding region runs from base 369 to 4397 and encodes 1342 amino acids. The record is from RefSeq and is a predicted model, not a curated record. Gene Ontology annotation, cellular component: extracellular matrix. Lineage: Eukaryota; Metazoa; Arthropoda; Insecta; Lepidoptera; Tortricidae. Gene Ontology annotation, molecular function: protein binding.
UUACGUAGUGCGCCCCGUGCCGUCGCGUAGCGCGUACCGAACGCUGCCGACGAAAACCGAGCGAAUAUAAAAAACAAGUUCCAAAUUCAAAUGCUUGAAAAAUUAAAAAAAUAAGGUGCCUAAUUUAAGUAAUUUUUUGUGAUUUUUGUUUUUUUUUAUUGUGUGUUCGGAUGCUAGCGAGCGCUCUCCCUGGGAAUUGCUAUAGCAACGAAUGACGUCAAGUUCAGGGUUGGUGCAUUUUCGUUCAAUACAAGUUUCUGAGAUUUUCAUUCGACCAGUCGCCGAGGAUUUGAGUGACCAGUCGCAUUGAAGUGAACGUCUGACCCGAAUGUAGCGGUUUAUGGAGGAGUGCACUUACUUCGCGAAUCAUGAGUUUGAUGACUAUCAUCAAGUUCGGGUACACCCUAGUGGUGGUCACACUCCUGCUGAUGAUAUGGGCCUCGCUAUCCAGAGCAUUAGAGAUCCACGUAGAUACAGGGCACCCGCCGUGCCUGUUCCAAGCGCUCUGCACGUGCUCGAAGCCGGCCGGAGACCUCGGCAUCGUGACGUGCAAGAACGUGCCCAUCCUGCGCGUGCCCGCCGCCGUCAACAGCUCCAAGGUGUUCACGUUGCAGCUGACUGGGAACAGGAUUAGAGAUCUUGAGCCGCAUUUCUUCCAGACAACUGGACUAUAUAGACUGGCGAUAAACCAUAACCCCCUGGAAACGAUCCAAGAGGAGGCGUUCUACGGGCUGGACAAUACGCUGUGGGAGCUGGAACUCAAACAUGACGGGCUUACUGCCGUCCCGAGUCGCUCCCUGCGCUAUCUGCAGAAACUGAGGCUGCUAGACCUCACCGGUAACGAAAUCACAGAUAUAUCUGGCGACAACUGGCGAGGCUUAGAAAACACGCUGCAAACCCUGAUGUUGGCGGACAACUCCAUCGCCAACCUGCCGGUGGACGCGUUUGCCGGGCUCCCCAUGCUCGAGACCCUGGACCUCCGAGGAAACCACUUGGCCAUCAUCGAGGCUGGCGUCUUUAGAGAUGGCAUGAGCAGGCUUAAUAAGCUGUUGCUCGGUGACAACCAACUGAGCUACAUCCCUUACGAGGAGUUGGCACCCCUGCGGCAACUGAGAAUCUUGGACCUUUCCAGCAACGUGAUCAAGCAAGUUCCACCGCUCCACGAAAUUAACGGCGUCAGACUCUCUUUAGAUGUCUUAAAGUUAGACAAUAACGUCAUCAAGAUGCUGGAACCAGGGUCAUUCAAGAAUUUCUACGUUCUCAAUCAAACAUCACUUGAUGGAAAUCCCAUUUAUUCCCUUAGGGAAGACGCUUUCCGCAACGCGAAGAUACGGACCCUGUCUCUCCGCGACUGCGGCAUCACGGAGCUUUCCCCGGCCGCUUUCGCUGGGCUGGAGAACAGUCUGCAGACCCUCGACCUGGCAGAGAACAACCUCACCAUGAUCUCCAAGUUCAUGCUCAACCAACUCGACGCGCUGCGGUUCUUGAACCUUAAAGAAAAUAAGGUGGAUACAAACUUGAUAGCCACAAACACGCCCUCGGAGUUUUCGCAAGCGAAUUUCAACAAUUUCCAGUACAAGUUGUUCUACUUAGAUGUCAGCGGGGCAUCUUCUAUUGAAAUGAGCAUACAGGACGUAAGAAGGAUGAGGUCCCUAAGAUACCUAGCUGUAGGCAGGCUUAUCAGAAACAGUAUAAGAUCGGAGGACUUUUUAGAGUUUGGAGUGGAGUUGGAAGAUCUCAAGAUCUACGGGAGCACGAUCAAUAGAAUCGAAUCGAGCGCCUUCGAGCACGUGCGGUCUAUCAAAUCGUUAGACCUUUCUGAAAACGAUAUCGACUUCAUUGACCCCUUCGCUUUUGCUGAGUUGCACAGUUUAACAACGUUAAAAAUUGUCAACGGCUUAGCAGACAACGUGAAGAUACUGCCUUUUGAACCACUUAAAGCUCUAAUCGAGCUUCAGAAUUUGGAUUUCAGUAAUAACAAACUGAAGAAUGUUCCUGACACGUCGUUUCAUUUCUUAUACAAAUUGAGAUCGUUGAAUUUACAAGACAAUUAUAUUGACCACUUUUCGAAAGGGACACUGCAGGGUGACAUUCACAAACAAUUGGAAUCCGUUUACAUAUCUCAUAAUCAAAUGAGACAAAUAGUACAACACACGUUUGUAGAUCUGAGAGAACUCCAAGAAAUUUUCAUCGAGGACAACUUAAUUGAAAUAAUCCAAAGGAGAGCAUUUACUGGUUUGGAUAACUUGAAAGUUAUAAAACUUAAAGGAAAUAUAAUUAACGACAUCACGGACGAAGCAUUUCAGAAUCUACCUGCACUUGCCGAGUUGGAUUUAUCCUUCAACAAACUGUUUAUAUUCAAGUUUUCAGUAUUUGACCAAGUGGGGUCUGCAACGGCGUUGAAAGUAAAUGCAUCAUAUAAUGAAAUUAUUUCACUGGCGGAUUCAAAUGCCCCCAGUUUCUUCACGUCAAAUUUCUAUGGGCCUCCUAAAGCACUAAGACUUAUUUCGGAUGAGGAAUUUCCUUCCGAACAAGAUCUUGGAACUGUAUCCGUAAAUAUCAGAGUAUUGGAUUUCUCUCACAACAAUAUUACAUAUAUUGCUCCAUACUACUUCAGGCAUGCGGACUUAACUCUAUCGGAACUUCGGCUUUCACACAACAGAAUUCGUAAUGUUACUCGUGAUGUUUUUGGAUCUAUGGUUAUGCUGCAAUAUUUGGAUUUAUCGCAUAACGAAAUAUAUGAUUUGGAAUACGAUUGCUUCAAAAAAGCUAAAAACUUACAGAUAUUGGAUUUAUCGCAUAACCAUCUAGUGGAGAUUCCGAUUGAGAUAUUCCACGACAUGCAGUAUCUGACGUCCGUCGACUUGUCCGACAAUCGCCUUAGAAAUAUCCCUGACAAUUUGAUUAUUUCAUCUGCGUUGGAAAGGUUUGACGUGUCCGAAAAUCAGCUAUCGAGGGUCCCAACAUCUUCUCUAUCAUCUUCAGCUGCAGCCAAUCUGGUCGAAUUCGACCUCAGCGGUAACACCAUUCCUUCGGUUGCGAUAUCUGACUUAGUUCAGAGAUUUAAGAACCCCGACCAAGUGGGCGAGUACUGGCCCGACGAACAGGACUACAGCGAUGAGUACAUGUAUCACACGGCUAGACGAGAUCAUCAGAGAGUGUACCACCAAAAAAAGCAAUAUCCGCAGAAUAUUCUGUUUAAGUCUCUGGCGUGGCUCGAUUUGUCGGACAAUCACCUGGUUCGUAUAGAAGGCGGCUCAUUCACAGCGUUACCUAAGCUUCGAUGGUUGGACCUUAGCCAUAACUCACCGUUUAAUUCUGGAGACCGGGAGAACAACGCUUUCAAAGGAUUGGAGAGAAAACUUUUGUACUUGGGUCUAAGAAAUGUCAGCCUAUUACAGGUACCAACGUUGCAGUUGCCAAAGCUAAAGAGUUUAGACCUCUCAUACAACAAUCUGCCAUCAAUUGCACCAGACGCAAUAGGCAAACUAACUCACUUGAGAAAGCUGGAUCUUUCCUACAACGACCUUAGUACCGUGCCAGUGGCGACACACUCCUUAAACGAGCUGCGUUGGCUUUCUUUAUCCGGAAAUCCUAUAACGGCGUUGAUGAAUACUAGUCUCUACGGACUAUCACCGAGGCUAGAAUAUAUUGACCUCACACAUCUUCGAUUGAAAAUACUUGAGCACGGUGUCUUUAACAAAAUGUAUGGACUCCGAACACUAAAAAUUACUGUAUACGAUAACGUCAGAGACUUUAGUAUUCCAAAAAUGUUGACACACAACGCGGCUUUGGAAAAUCUUUUAUUAGAAGUCGAAAGUCCAGCUGUUGAACUUGGUAAAGAAUUAAGUGGUCAGUUGCCGUGUAAACUUAAUAACAUUACUAUAACAGGAAGAGGAAUGAAGUACCUUUCACCAUAUCUGCUUAGCGGCGUACAUUCGAAAGUUCUGAAGCUUACGAUUUUUAAUACGAGCAUAGAAGAGAUACCACCUGAAGUGUUCUGGGGCCCAGGUCGUGUCAGGAAUAUAACGCUUGAUCUGAGGUCGAAUUAUCUGAUGAGGGCGCCUAAUCCGGGCACAAGAGAAUGGCCAGGAGUUCCCAACAGCGUGUUCCUUCAAGACAUUUUAGUAGCUGACAAUCCGAUUUACUGUGAUUGUGGAAUUGGGUGGAUAGAAGCAUGGGACCGCAAAAGAAGACAAUAUCUUUGCGAAAGUCCCUCGAAGUGUGUUGCAACGCGAGAUGACGUCAGAUUUGCGAGGUGCUCGUACUAUGACAACAGAACGUUUAGUGAUGUACUGUCUCGAGAUUUAGACUGCGGCUGGAGUAGUGGAAUUCGAAGCAUGCCCAAUUUGCUUAUCAUUGCAGGCAUGUUGCUUCUAACCUGUCUUUACGUAUGAGGUCUAUUUUGGCUCCUUGGGGUAUAUGAAGAAUUCCACCUUAUCCUGGCACGAAUAUAUGGUACCUAUUUAGGAAGUAACGCGCCGUAAUAUUUGGGUAAUUACUUUAAUUGCUGA